Molecule: messenger RNA, 2080 nt
Organism: Staurois parvus
Lineage: Eukaryota; Metazoa; Chordata; Amphibia; Anura; Ranidae
Source: the annotation of a GenBank genome assembly
AUGGGCCCCAGUGGAUUUGGCCUGUCUGCUCCAGCCUCUCUUAGGGUUUUCCAGCCAUUCUUUGUGGAUCUCACCCUCCCAUACUCUGUAGUGAGAGGAGAAACUUUUAUCCUUAAAGCCACCGUGUUCAACUAUUUGAAGCAAUGUAUAAAGAUACAAACCACCCUUCUACCUUCUCAAGAAUUACAGCAGAGGACACAUGUAGACAGUCCAUAUACCAGCUGUCUUUGUGCAGAGGAGAGUAAAACCUUCAAAUGGAACAUGAAAGCCACAAAACUGGGAUUGGUAAAUGUCACAGUGAGGACAGAAGCUAUAAACUCAUUUGAAUUGUGUCAAAAUGAGAUUCCGGUUGUUCCCAGCCAAGGCAGUUCUGAUACGAUUAUUAAGCCAUUACUCAUACAGCCUGGGGGUGUACUGGAAGAAAAGUCUCACAGCUCACUUAUUUGUAUCCAAGAUGGAGAAGGUGAUUCAAAAACAGAGAAACACUCUUUAAAGAUUCCAAGGAACAUUCUGAACGAGUCUGAAAGAGCUUAUAUUUCUGUACUGGGAGACUUGAUGGGUACAGCCAUGCAGAACCUAGACCACCUUCUAGCCAUGCCAUAUGGGUGUGGAGAGCAGAACAUGCUCCUUUUUGCCCCAAACAUCUUCAUUCUACAGUAUCUGGAGAAGACCCAUCAGCUAACUGAUGAGAUAAAGAAAAAAGCCACCAACUUCCUGGACAGCGGGCAUCAGCGACAGCUCACAUAUAAGCGUGAUGAUGGCUCAUACAGUGCAUUUGGAAAGCGAGACCCUAAGGGUAACACAUGGUUGACUGCCUUUGUUGUUAAAUCCUUCAGCAAAGCUCAGCCGUAUAUUUUCAUAAAGAAAAGUCAAAUGAGUGACUCUUUCAAUUGGCUCAAAAGCCAUCAGCAUCAAAGCGGCUGUUUCAACAAUGUGGGAAAACUUUUUAAUAAUGCCAUGAAGGGAGGUGUGGAAGAUGACAUCUCUCUCUCAGCCUAUGUAACAAUGUCUUUGGUGGAGUCUGGUUUGUCUGUUGAGGAUACACUGGUGAAGGACGCAGUGUCUUGUCUGCAGAAGGCUGCUGGGAAUGUGAACAAUGUAUACACCCUGGCUCUGCUCGCCUACACCUUUACCCUGUGCCAAGAGACAGAGCUCAGGAAAGCUGCACUGGACAAAUUGGAACAGAAAGCCAUACGUAGAGAUGGACAGUUAUACUGGCAGCGGGCACCUACACCGCCAUCUAAUGUGCCUAACUGGUACCGAGCUUCAUCUUUUGAGGUUGAGAUGACUGCUUAUGUGCUCCUGGCUCUGCUCUCUGGACCUAAACAAGACUUGGGUAAAUCUUCAGAGAUCGUAAGAUGGUUGACCAAACAGCAAAACUCUUAUGGUGGAUUCUCUUCCACACAGGACACAGUUGUGGCUCUUCAGGCCCUGGCCAAGUAUGCAGAGGCCACGUACAGUGACAAAGGAGAUAUGACAGUGACAGUCAGUUCUAACACAGGAUUUCUGGCGAACUUCCAUGUAGAUAACAAAAACAGACUCCUCUUCCAGAGGGCAAUACUACCAACAAUCCCUGGAGAAUACACAGUGACCGCCACAGGAGGUGGUUGUGUCACUGUGCAGACAGUCCUAAGAUAUAACAUCCCUGUAGUAAGAAAUGAGACCACCUUUGCUGUCACGGUGGAAGUCACACCAGAACAUUGUGUAGAAGAUCCAGUGAAAGAGCUUAGACUCAAUAUAUAAUGCUCAGUACACAGGUUCCCGGGAGAUAUCCAAUAUGAUUAUCAUAGAGGUGAAGAUGUUGUCUGGAUACAUCCCAGUUAAGAGCUCAGUAAGACAGCUGGAGAAUGACAAAGUAAUAAAGAGGAGUGAAAUCAGCACCGAUCUGGUGAUCCUGUAUCUGAAUGAGCUGAACCACAGUCCCGUACAUAUCUCCUUUCUGGUAGAACAGGACAUUGAAGUGAAAGGCCUGAAACCGGCCACUGUGAAAGUGUAUGACUAUUAUGAGACAGAUGAAGAGGCUGUUGCAACCUACAAAUCUCCCUGCAGCUCUGGUAUUAAGCAAACAAAAAAUAAAUAA